Fomitiporia mediterranea MF3/22 is the source of this 1098-nucleotide messenger RNA. RefSeq lists its product as uncharacterized. The transcript has 12 exons. The coding region runs from base 1 to 1098 and encodes 365 amino acids. Lineage: Eukaryota; Fungi; Basidiomycota; Agaricomycetes; Hymenochaetales; Hymenochaetaceae. The record is from RefSeq and is a predicted model, not a curated record.
AUGGCGCCUAUAGCAACCCAGUAUGACUUGCAGAGUCUGAUUCCAGUCUGGCUCACCUUGCACAUUGCUGGAGGCCAAAUCGGUCUUCCGAUCAUAGUCCUUACAUUCAUUUUCGGUCCCAAAUCUGCAGGCAGGCAGAGAUAUGUUACGCUCAUUAACUUUUGCAUCACUUGGAUCAUCUAUUCCGUCGUAUAUUGUAUUUUGUUGUAUUCUGGCCAAGCGGGAACGAACCAGGAUGGCCCAUCCAGCUUAUGCUUGGCCCAGGCAGCAUUGAUUCAUGGAGCUCCUCCCAUGUGCGCAGUGGCUGGCCUGGAGAUGGUCCUUCAGCUUUGGUUCGUGCAAAGGUGCAUCCAUAGGUCGAGCUUUCCAUACAUUUGGAAGCUGCCGAGUCCAUUGCUGAAUUUUCUCAUCAUCCUACCACCGUACGUCGCAUUCAUGGGGUUCUCUUUGUUAGCGUUGGGGCACGGGAUACAUGAAGAAGACCUGAUCCUCUCUGUAAAUCAUGUGUAUUGCUCAACCCAGAAUUAUCGCUUUUCAUUGAUUGUUCCGAUAUUCUGUGCAAUCGUCAUGGCCGCAAUCAUCGUUGUGGAAGCAAUUAUUUGGUACAACUGGUACAAGACACGGAAAGAAGUUGACGACCUCUUGGCAAAGAAUCAGACAGACGAGCUUAUAGGCAUCGCUGGCGAAUACCAGCACAGAAGACUCUCCAUCUCGAUAUCGAUUAGAGUCGGACUGUUCUCGUUGUACAGUAUCGCUACGCUGUCUGCUUGUAUCGUGUUCGUCUCGAAUAUGCCGAGUUCGUUUCCCUACAUGGUGGAAGCAUGCCUCCCUAUGGCGGCCUUCCUGCUUUUCGGCACUCAAAGGGACACUCUCGAGCUCUGGUUUUGUCGCAGACGACGUUCCAAUUCUCGGAGCCUGAGUGAUAUCGAGAAAGGUAUUCCUAGUGCACGACGUCAACCCACAAGGUCGUCCGUGUUAUCAGAACUGGCGCCUUCAGUCUUGACUACUGAGACGGAUAUAGUCUCGGAUUUAACCCACGAUCUGAAGACGCCAGAUAGCGAGUUUCACCCGAGAACGCCGACAAAAAUUGGAAUCUAG